AUGUACGAGGUAUUUAGGAAGACAAUCGAAUAUAUCAAGGCUCUGCCAAGAAGGACAUCACAGUCAAGACGGGCACUGAAGCUCCGAAGUCGAACCAUCCUAAUAGAGGCCGGAAAUCAAAUCGGAAUGAGAGAAACCAGAAGCAACACCCUGAAAGAAGCCCCAAAAGAGACAAAGUAUGCUUGCCCUGCUUGCCAAGAAGAAAUGCCCGCUUCCAAGUCUUUGCUCAAGAGGCCGUGUGGCCAUCGCUGGUGCAAAGACUGCCUACAGCGAUUAGUUGAACACUCUACUACGAAUGAAUCGUACUUCCCACCUCGUUGCUGUGGCCGUCGGAUCCCACUUGGGUUCUUGAGUGGAAUAAUAAGCCCCGACUUGGUUCAGCGUUACAGGGAAAGAAAUCUGGAACGCGACGCGUCGCGAACGUACUGUUCCUCUCCAUUGUGCUCUAUCUAUAUUCCAGUCGAGAACAUUCGGAGCCACAUUGGCACAUGCAAAGCUUGCGGUAAAAAAACAUGCACUCGCUGCAAGCGCAAGGGCCACAAACUGGAAUGCAAUAGGGAUAAUGUUUGGAGAUUGAUCAGAAAAAAGGGAUGGCGGCAAUGCGGGGGUUGCCGUAAUGUAGUAGAGCGAGUAGGAGGGUGCAGUGCCGAUGUGGGUAUACAUUUUGCUAUGAGUGUGGUCAGAAGAAAUGCGGAUGUCGUUAAAGGGGAGGAGAGACAGCUACCUCGGAUCCCUUUCGAGUCGGGGGUAAACAAAGAACGAUGGAUGGAUGGAUCAAAGUACAGAAAUGGGUACGGACCAGUGGAGUCCUGA
Molecule: messenger RNA, 813 nt
Organism: Penicillium atrosanguineum
Lineage: Eukaryota; Fungi; Ascomycota; Eurotiomycetes; Eurotiales; Aspergillaceae
Product: E3 ubiquitin-protein ligase
Exons: 2
Coding region: 1-813 (270 amino acids)
Biological process (GO): positive regulation of proteasomal ubiquitin-dependent protein catabolic process; ubiquitin-dependent protein catabolic process; protein polyubiquitination
Cellular component (GO): cytoplasm; ubiquitin ligase complex
Molecular function (GO): ubiquitin protein ligase activity; zinc ion binding; ubiquitin conjugating enzyme binding
Source: RefSeq, a predicted model, not a curated record